Molecule: messenger RNA, 1668 nt
Organism: Penicillium paradoxum
Lineage: Eukaryota; Fungi; Ascomycota; Eurotiomycetes; Eurotiales; Aspergillaceae
Product: Gfo/Idh/MocA family protein
Exons: 1
Coding region: 1-1668 (555 amino acids)
Molecular function (GO): nucleotide binding
Source: RefSeq, a predicted model, not a curated record
AUGAAAGAACCAAUCCCACCCCCUACUACUGUUGCCAGCUCCGGCUCUGCAUCUUACUCAUUCCCGAAACAACCACGCUUCCUGGUCAUCGGAGGUGGAUCUCGUGGAAAUGCCUAUGCCCGUGCGGUGACCAAAGUAACAUCGGGUAUCAUCCACGCGAUCGCCGAGCCCCACGACUUUAAACGGCGCGAUUUCGGCCGGAAGUACAUAUGGGGAGAAUCAGGAUUCCCAAGCGAAGGCCAAGAAUUCGCAGAUUGGCGUGAAUGGGUGCAAUGGGAGCUCGAGCGGCGGAAACAAGCCACCCAGAGCACCAAUGACAACAGCCAAGAAAAUACUACCCCAUCUUCUGUAGGCGUAGAUGGGGUCUUUAUCUGCACGCUUGACGAGACACAUGCCGAGAUUAUUCAAGCGCUCGCCCCGCUUCAACUCCACAUCCUCUGCGAGAAGCCACUAGCCCUUUCACUAGACGAUUGUCUCACAGUAUAUCGUACCCUCCAACCGCCAGAAGGCGCAGACCAAACCCCACGCCCAGCAGCGAAGAUCUUCUCCAUUGGCCAUGUCCUGCGCUACAGCCCGCACAACGUCCUUCUCCGCAAACUGCUACUUGAAGAGCAGGUCGUCGGCGACAUAGUUUCACUAGAACACUGCGAACCAGUCGGGUGGUGGCACUUUUCGCACAGCUAUGUACGGGGCAACUGGCGGCGCGCCACCCCCGCAGGCGACGGCAGUCUACUAACAAAGUCCUGCCACGACAUCGACUUCAUUCUCUGGCUGCUUUGCUCUCCUCCAGACGCAGAGACAGCCAAGCACAAGGGACACAGGCCACAUCUCCCGCGCUCCAUCUCCUCAGCCGGUACGAUGACGCAGUUCCGGCGUUCACGCAAGCCACCUGCUGCUGGCGAUGCGACGAACUGCCUUUCCUGUCCGAUUGAACGGGACUGCAGCUACAGCGCGGUAAAAAUCUACAAUGACCGUCAGCUGGCCACAGGAUCCACGAGGUGGCCUUUGAACAUCGUUUGCCCGGACAUAGAAGAUGUGUACAGUGUCCAGGGUCCCGGUGCUGCGAAGGAGCUGCUCAUGGCCAGUCUCCGUGAGGACUAUGAUCGAGAAUCAGUUCCAGACGAGACCAUUGCCUCGCGCACCUGGUACGGUCGAUGCGUGUGGGAGUCCGAUACUAACGUAUGCGACGAUCAAGUUGUAACCUUUGCUUGGGACGAUGAGGAAUCGGCGCCGCAUCGGCUGGCGAAAACGGCUAGUUUCCAUAUGAUUGCGCCUACGGAGAAACAGUGCGAGCGGCGUGGUCGUGUUUAUGGCACUACGGGUGAGCUUUCGUAUGAUAGUACUACUAUUUCUAUUUAUGACUUUGCGACGAAGACGACUUCUGUUUUUGAUGUGCCGAAACCGCAGCCUUCUCAUAGCGAGUCUCAUGGUGGUGGGGACUUUGGGCUUGCGAAGCAGUUUGUUAAAGCUGUUGAAGCGGUUGAGAAUGAGGCGCUGGAUGUUCCGACCGCGCAGGCGAGGUUUGUGGGGUGUUCACUGGAGGAGGCGGUGCGCAGCCAUGCUGUUGUGUUUGCGACGGAGGAAGCAAGGAGGGAGGAGAGAGUUGUUAAGUGGGACAGCUGGUGGGAGGACAAGCUAAAGGCUUCUGCUGCUGCGUGCAAGGCGUAA